This is a messenger RNA of Hibiscus syriacus, 2847 nucleotides long. RefSeq names its product receptor protein kinase-like protein At4g34220. The record is from RefSeq and is a predicted model, not a curated record. Gene Ontology annotation, molecular function: ATP binding; protein binding; protein kinase activity. Gene Ontology annotation, biological process: protein phosphorylation. NCBI's taxonomy places the organism in Eukaryota, Viridiplantae, Streptophyta, Magnoliopsida, Malvales, Malvaceae.
CUUUUAUUCUUACAUCCCUAGCCUCCUCUAACCCCCCGUAAUUUUCUUUCUCUGAAUAGUAUACUCUUGGAAGCAUCCUAAGCUAGGCGUUUUAAUCGAGCAAAUAGAAAAUGUUUCAUCCCUCGGAGAUUAGCAUGUCCUUUACUUCCAGAUAGGAGAUUCCUCUGUCUCUGUUUCUCUCUUGUUUCCCCCUAAUUAUACACUGCAAAAAGCUCAAUUUACUUACAGUUGAAACAUUACAACGUCAGCCAUUUUUAUUGUCUUGAACCAUUGUAAGCCAAGUACCAUUCAUCAUUUUACCAACUUCACUUCUGGUAUUUUCUCUGCAAAAAAAAACCAGCUUUUGCUUUCAAUAUGAAUGUUUAGACUAAUACUCAAAAUCAGCAGCAGAAGAAGAAGCCAUGGGCUUAAAGAGGAGCAUUUUCCAUUGCUUAACCUUCCUUCUUGUUCUGCUUCCUUCACCACUAGCUCUCAACACCGAUGGAGUCCUCUUGCUGUCUUUCAAAGAUGCCAUCCUGGGUGACCCUUCAUCAGUCCUGCAAAGCUGGAACCAUGACGAUGAAACGCCAUGUGCAUGGACUGGAGUGACCUGCACUGAGCUUGCGAUUCCGGGAACACCAGACCUGUUAAGGGUCACCAGCUUGGUCCUCCCCAACAGCCAACUCGUCGGUCCGAUUUCAGAAGAACUUGGCCGUAUUCAACACCUUCGCCACUUGGAUCUGUCGAGCAACGUUUUGAAUGGAACUUUACCAAGCUCCAUCUUUAACUCGACUGAGCUUCAGGUACUCUCUUUGUCCCGUAAUGUCAUCUCUGGUCCGUUGCCACAGUCUAUUGGUGUCAUGGCUAGUCUUCAGCUCUUGAAUCUCUCUGAUAAUGCCUUGUCUGGGAAGGUACCCCAAAACUUGACAGCUUUGCAGAACUUAACUGUUGUGUCUUUAAAGGGCAACCAUUUCUCGGGUAAUAUACCUAGAGGUUUCGAUUCGGUUCAAGUUUUUGAUCUGUCAUCGAACCUGCUUAACGGUUCUCUCCCUUUGGAUUUUGGUGGCCGUAGUUUGCAUUAUUUGAACUUGUCGUACAACAAGAUUUCAGGGCAAAUAUCACCGGAGUUUGCAAAUCGGCUUCCUCAGAAUGUCACCAUUGAUCUUUCAUUCAAUAAUUUAACAGGCCAAAUUCCAGAGUCUCUAUCUAUGCUUAAUCAAAUAGACUUCUUUUCGGGUAAUGCUGAUCUAUGUGGGAAGCCAUUGAAAACCAUUUGCUCGGUUCCUUCGACGCUUUCGAAUCCACCAAAUAUGUCCCAAUCCAUAUCACCAGCAAUUGCAGUGAUACCAAACUCGAUUGUCUCAACCCCGGCUGCAGGCUCGUCACCUGGAGAACCAAUCCGACAUCGAGGAAGGGGCACUCUAAAGCCAGGCACAAUAGCAGCCAUAGCUGUUGCAGAUUUAGCUGGUAUAUCCAUUCUCGGCAUGAUCAUUCUUUACGUUUAUCAACUCAAGAAGCGAAAAGAUCAUCUCAAUCAGCGCACUGUCGAUAAAAAACCGGAAGCCAUGGUUUCGAAAACGCACGUCGAAUUAGGAACAAUAAUGCCAUCACCAUCAUGUUCAUGCAUGAAGUUAAAACUCACGGAGACAUGGGAGACUUCCACUUCUGACAGUGACCAGCAGGAGAAAAAUGAAGUCAUGAAUGUGAACCAGAAAGGAGGAGGGGGAAGCAAGCUGGUGACAGUGGAUGGGGAAACUGAGCUGGAGUUAGAGACAUUGUUGAAGGCAUCGGCGUAUGUUUUGGGGACGAGCGGGUUGAGCAUUGUUUACAAGGCUGUGCUGGAGAACGGGACUGCAUUUGCUGUAAGAAGGAUAGGAGAGAGUUCAGUGAAGAGGUUAAAGGAUUUUGAAAGCCAAGUUAGGAUGAUAGCCAAGUUAAGGCACCCAAAUUUGGUUAAGAUCCGUGGGUUUUACUGGGGAGAUACUGAGAAGCUUGUUAUCUAUGAUUAUGUCUCCAAUGGCAGCCUCUCUUGCACCACUGCUUACAGAAGAUCAGGCUCAUCAUCACCAUGCCAUUUGCCUCUUGAAGCCCGUCUUAAAAUAGCAAGAGGAGUUGCUCGGGGACUGGCCUACAUUCAUGAAAAGAAGCAAGUUCAUGGCAACAUCAAACCAAGCAACGUCCUUUUAAACUCCAAUAUGGAGCCCUUAAUCAGUGAUCUGGGACUAGACCGCCUUGUCUCUCAAAACGGUGCCGGCUGUAAAAUAAACAAUUCGUCGUCACUGAGGUUUUUAAGCAGCCAGCGGUCCACGGCUUCUCGUGAUGGUGACCCAGUCGACCCACCAACAAGUCCAAGCCACCAACGGUCCACCUCUUCCGCACCAUAUCAAGCACAAGAAUCGUUAAAGAGCCUCAAGCCGAACCCCAAAUGGGAUGUCUACUCAUUUGGGGUGAUUUUGCUCGAGCUUCUCAGUGGGAGAGCGUUGUCAGCCAGGGAGUUGGUGGAGCAAUGGGCGGUGCCGGCAGGUUCAUCUGGGGAAGAAAAGAACCGGGCGCUCUGGUUGGCUGACACGGCUAUAAAAGGUGACUUGGAAUGCAAGGAAGACGCCAUUCUGAAGUGUUUCAGGUUAGGGUUUAGUUGUACAUCAGUUGUGCCCCAAAAGAGACCCUCCAUGAAAGAAGUGGUUCAAAUUCUUGAAAAAAUGGCCUCGGCUUCUUCCACUGAACGCUGCUAAUUAAACACUUUUGUUGACUUAAAUGCUUUGCAAAGUUUGCAUAAUUAAGGAGACUAGAUAGACCUUUGAGCGUUGAUAGUAAUAAAUAUUAACAGGGUUACACAUUAAGUAUGAGCUAAGUUUUCUUCUUGUACUG